Messenger RNA from Vicugna pacos (alpaca), 2673 nucleotides. Lineage: Eukaryota; Metazoa; Chordata; Mammalia; Artiodactyla; Camelidae. The record is from RefSeq and is a predicted model, not a curated record.
GAGUGGCUGGUGGAGGAUGGUGAGGGGAGGCUGGGGAAGGUGGCUAAGAUGAGGAACUGGGGCAUAGAGACACGUGGUGUACAUGCGGAUGCGCAGGCACCCGGCAGGGAAACCCUGCCACUUGUCCUAAUGCCUCCCUCCUGUAUUUUGCACUCACACCCCACUCUAAACUUUGCGAAGUGCUGCCAGAGUUUACCAGAUCCUCACAGGGUUGCUGUGAAGCAGGCUGGGCGAGGAAGGGGCUCUAGACCAGACUCAGAAAACCAGGACCACGUUACUCGUUUGUCGUGGCUGACGUUGGGCUUGUGCCCCCGAGCCUUGCUUCUGUGUCUGGCGACAGUGCAGCUGCAGAAAUGUUAGGAGUGACUGUCUCCUCCAGAGACGAGAGAAAGGAGGGGUUCACGAAAACAGAGUAAGAUGCCCAAGGUCACAGAGGUAAACACAACUCACCUCAUCUCCAAGAACCCUCACUUUCCUUUCCUUUCUCUCCUAAAAACGUUUGUCUAUUAAGUUUAUAUGGAUAAAUGAGCUCCCAGCUUCACGAAUUGAUUUAUUUUCCUCUAUGGUUACUUGGCAAUCUGAGGAUUUAACUUUUGAAGUUUUGUUUUUUUUUAACUGAAAAAAUUCCUCUAAUGACUCGGGACAUCUAGAAAUUUGUAAUUUUCUUUGGCAUGAAUUUUAACAGUACAUGCAUAGACCUUGAAAUCUGGAAUGGUUAUUUACCUACUGACUGAACAGCAGCUACCACUUAUUGCUGCAUCUUAAUACUUGCACUUUAUACAGAAGAGUAAAUGGAACGUGGGUUUUUGAGAAUUUGAUGAUACACAGGCAUGUUAGAUCAUAUCGCUUGACAGUAUCAAAGUUUACCAUUUUUAAUAUCAAUGGUGGUUACAUUAAAUGGUAAAAUGGAGAUGUCAGAAACUUAUAAUUAAAAUGUUUUGAUUUAAAGCUUACAAUCUAAGUCUGGUUAUUUAUUUACAAAAAAAAAAUGCCAAAGAUUUUCAGCACGCUGACAGCAGGUGGUCUAUGGUAGUGUUUUUGUCCUUUUAGCCCAGAAGACAUUUUCAUUUGUCAGAAAUCUUCCUUCAGGGCCCCCGAAGAGCUUAAAGUACAACACAGUAAGUAAGAGUGUGGAAAUGAUGGAUAAAUGCAGAGAAAGGGAGCCAAGCCCAUUGCAUCAUCUGACAGUGGAAGGCUCUGAUGUCAUCCCUCGUGUCUGCACAGCCAUCGGGAACCACAGAAACGCUUGCUGUAUCACAGCCUCAUUUAGGCGCCAUCAUGUUUCCUCUUGUGUUUGCUCCAGGGAGGAUGGUGGAUUUUCCGGGAUACAGUCUGUCUGGCGUAGCUGCCUCCUUCCUCUUUGUAUUGCUCAGCAUGAGGCAGUCAGAUGACUUCAGAGUGAUUGGUUCCGCCCGUCCUGUCCUGGCCGUGGUCGGAGAAGAUGCCGUCCUGACCUGUCAGCUCCUUCCCAGGAGAACCGCAGCGCACAUGGAAGUGCGGUGGCACCGCUCAGAGCCCAGCACACCUGUGUUCGCGUACCGGGACGGAGCUGAGGUGACGGGGACACAGAUGGAGGGAUACAGAGACCGGGCAGAGUGGAUACAGGACAACAUUGCUGAGGGAACCGUGGCUCUGAAGAUUCACAGCAUCCAACCAUCCGACGAUGGGCAGUACUGGUGCCGCUUCCAAGAGGGAAACUACUGUGGGGAGACAAGCUUGUGGCUCAGAGUAGCAGGUCUGGGGUCCGCCCCUUACAUCCACAUGGAGGGAUCUGUGGAGAAUGGAGUCCAGCUUGUGUGCACUGCAAAAGGCUGGUUCCCAGAACCUCAGGUUUCUUGGCAAGACAUCACGGGAGAAAAGUUGCUGACUGUCUCUGAGCAUCACGUCCAAGAUGAAGAUGGCUUGUACUAUGUGGAAAGCACUCUCGUGGUCAGGAAUCCCCUUCCAGAGGCCGUGUCCUGCUUCAUCCACAACCCCACGCUCACUGAGGAGAAGGGGUCACAUAUCUCCAUCCCAGAGAAACUGCAGGCGGAGCUCGCUUCCUUAAAGGUGAUUGGACCUUCCCAGCCCAUCCUGGUCAGAGUGGGAGAAGACAUACGAUUAACCUGUUCCCUGUCCCCUAAGACUAAUGCACAGAGCAUGGAGGUGAGGUGGGUCCGAUCCCACCGCUAUCCUGCUGUUUAUGUCUACAUGGAUGGGGACCAUGUGGCUGGAGAGCAGAUGGCCGAGUACAGAGGCAGGACUGUAUUGGUGAGCGAUACCAUCAAUGAGGGGAGGCUGACCCUGCAGAUAAACAAUGCCAGAAUUUCAGAUGAUGGACAGUACCAGUGCCUUUUUGAAAAAGAUGGUGUCUACCAGGAAGCCAAUCUGGAUCUGAAGAUCGUAGGUCUUGGUUCUUCCCCUCUGAUCUCCGUGGAGGAAUGGAAGGAUGGAGAAAUAAAGCUACUGUGCACUUCAGAAGGGUGGUUCCCACAGCCCCAUGUACAGUGGAGGGACGUGGAAGGAAAGGCCAUACCAUCGUUUUCCCAGGACCUGACUCAAGGCAGCCACGGGCUAUUCCGCGUGGAGGCGUUUCUACUGAUCACAAACAGCUCCACUGUGAACGUGACCUGCUCCAUCAGCAACCCCCUUCUCGGUGAGGAGAAAGUGACAGCUUUCUCUCUUUCAGGUUAG